UACUAUAUAUAUACACUCAGCCGCCUCCUCUGUUCUUUGAAAAUUUGCCAAUAUUUUUUAGUAAUUGGUGGUGGGCUAAUGUUGGUUGGUGGAGUCGAUAAUCCAAGUGAAAGCUAAACCCAUUUCCAUUCCAUUUCCACCAACCCUUUUCAAACCUACCCGCCUGCCAUUGCUUAACUUGGACCGGUUUCAGAGAUUUAUAUGCUGGAGAGAGAUUAAGAGAGGCAGAGAGAGACAGGGAAAUGGCCCAAGUGAGCAAAAUCUGCAGUGGCGUCCGAACCCCUCAAUUUCUUCAUGAAAUUCCCAAAUCUCAGAAACCCAACUCCGUAAAUUUGUUUUCGGUGAGCUCACCAUUUGUGGGAGCUUCGAAUUUUCGGGGUUUGAAAUAUGGCGAUGAAACGAGGGGAAAUUCUGCAGGUGGUAGAGUAACCGCAGUCGGUCCUCUUAAGGUUUCAGCUUCCGCCGUCACGACGGAGAAGCCAUCGACGGCGCCGGAGAUUGUGUUGCAACCCAUUAAGGAGAUCUCCGGGACCAUCCAUUUGCCUGGCUCUAAAUCCCUUUCUAAUCGGAUUCUACUUCUCGCUGCUCUCUCCGAGGGGACAACGGUGGUUGACAAUUUGUUGAGUAGUGAUGAUAUCCACUAUAUGCUUGGUGCAUUGAAAACACUUGGGCUGAACGUUGAAGAGGAUGGUGCAAACAAACGAGCCAUUGUUGGAGGCUCUGGUGGUCUCUUCCCAGUGGCCAAAGAAUCAAGAGAUGAAGAAGUUCAACUUUUCCUUGGAAAUGCUGGAACAGCGAUGCGUCCCUUGGCAGCUGCAGUUACUGCUGCUGGUGGAAACUUAAGAUAUGUUCUUGAUGGAGUACCCAGAAUGAGAGAGAGACCGAUUGGAGAUUUGGUUGAUGGUCUCAAGCAGCUUGGUGCAGAUGUUGAUUGUUUCCUAGGCACUAACUGCCCUCCAGUCCGCGUAGUUGGAAAAGGAGGCCUUCCAGGGGGGAAGGUAAAACUCUCUGGUUCAAUUAGCAGUCAAUACUUAACUGCCUUGCUGAUGGCAGCUCCUCUGGCUUUAGGAGAUGUUGAAGUCAAGAUAAUUGAUAAACUAAUUUCUGUUCCUUAUGUUGAGAUGACUUUGAAACUGAUGGAACGUUUUGGGGUCUCAGUGGAACACAAUGAUAGCUGGGAUCAAUUCUUGGUGCGUGGGGGCCAAAAAUACAAGUCUCCUGGACAUGCUUAUGUCGAAGGUGAUGCUUCAAGUGCAAGUUACUUCCUUGCUGGUGCGGCCGUCACUGGUGGGACAGUUACUGUUGAAGGUUGUGGCACCAGUAGUUUACAGGGGGAUGUAAAGUUUGCUGAAGUUCUUGAGAAGAUGGGAGCCAAAGUAACCUGGACAGAGAACAGUGUCACCGUCACUGGACCCCCACGGGACUCUCCGAGGAGCAAACAUCUGAAAGCCAUUGAUGUCAACAUGAACAAAAUGCCUGAUGUUGCUAUGACACUCGCCGUAGUUGCAUUAUAUGCUGAUGGUCCAACUGCCAUUAGAGAUGUUGCAAGUUGGAGAGUAAAGGAGACCGAACGUAUGAUUGCCAUUUGCACAGAGCUCCGAAAGCUUGGAGCGACGGUUGAAGAAGGUCCAGAUUAUUGUAUAAUCACUCCACCAGAGAAACUAAACGUGACGGCCAUAGACACAUACGACGAUCACAGAAUGGCCAUGGCAUUCUCCCUUGCUGCCUGCAAAGAUGUUCCAGUUACCAUUAAGGAUCCUGGGUGCACCCGAAAAACGUUCCCCGACUACUUCGAAGUGCUUCAGCAAUUCGUCAAGAGCUGAAAACAACCCAGAGAGAAAAGUAAGGUAACAGCUGUUUCAUUACUGCCAAAGCAGUAAGGAGGUUAUUUUGUACUACUUGGUAUAACCUGAGAGCUUUUAUUAGUGGAAAGGCUGAUUUUGGAACUUUCAGACGCUUAAUUCACUUUGUACUUAUUAUUCUCCACUUUUGUUUCUAAUCACCCUUCAACAUUUUCUAUCUUUAUCAUUGUAUGCAUGUGUUUGCUCCCUAGGUAUUGAAAAAAACAGUAAAAUUAUGAAUAAGAGUUCUUUGUCUUGACAUCUUUUAAACAUUUUGUAUCCAAUAAAUCUUCGAUAAA
Benincasa hispida (wax gourd) is the source of this 2140-nucleotide messenger RNA. Its product is annotated as RNA 3'-terminal phosphate cyclase/enolpyruvate transferase, alpha/beta. NCBI's taxonomy places the organism in Eukaryota, Viridiplantae, Streptophyta, Magnoliopsida, Cucurbitales, Cucurbitaceae. The record is from RefSeq and is a predicted model, not a curated record. Gene Ontology annotation, molecular function: 3-phosphoshikimate 1-carboxyvinyltransferase activity. Gene Ontology annotation, biological process: aromatic amino acid biosynthetic process; chorismate biosynthetic process.